CCCGGUAUUAUACGGAGACGGAGCUCUCAAGCACCAGAAAAUGGCAUCCCCUGCCCAAAAGAAGAAAGAAGAGGCCAGCCUCAAAAUGCUCCGUGAAUUGGUCGCCCUCCCGCACAACAAGCAGUGCUUCGAGUGCCAACAGAGAGGGCCUACGUAUGCUGACAUGACGACGUGUGCUUUCCUUUGUACGCAGUGUAGCGGGUUCUUGAGAGGAAUUAAUCCGCCCCAUAGAGUCAAAUCUGUUUCAAUGACCACUUUCUCGAGCGAUGAAGUGCAGAAACUUAGAAAUGGUGGAAAUGAAAUGGCCCGUAUGAUAUGGCUUGGUAAAUGGGACCCAAAGAGAGACAGAGAACCCACCAAGAAAGACGAGCAAGCCUUCAGAGAGUAUCUUAGAGACAAAUAUGAGCGCAAGAAAUGGUACAGGGACCCAAGUGAGGUGAAGAAAGACAUUGCGUCAAGAAGUCCUGAAGCUGCAUCCACAGUGACACCCACCAGUCUUCCAUCAAUACCACCUCCCUCACAACAAGGUAGUUCCCGGCCUGUGACUGCUGCAUCUCAGCAGGCUCCUAAGGCCCAAACGCCACAGCAGCAACAGAAAGCUCCUACCCCAAUCCAGCCACCAGCUACCAAACAGAAUGAAGUUAGCUUACUUGAUAUCUCCGAUCCAGUUGUAACUAGUCCUCCUACUGGAGGUGUGUCAGUGUUUCCUCCAGGCCCGCCCCCUGUCUCUCAAUCUGUUAAUCAGCCACAACCACCUCUUGCAGCAAACAAUGAUUUUGGCGCAUUUACAUCAAGUGGAGCUCCUACUGGCAAUUUUCUAGUUGCUAGUAGUUCCGGUAGCAGCAUUGGCCAGCCUCCCUCCUCAGGGCCUGCCCCUCCUCUGUCAUCUGGUGGUGGCGCUGGCGGUAAUUUAUCAGCUGCUGACAGAUACUCUGCAUUAGCUAGUCUUGAUCAAACACUCAAAGACAUACGACUACAAGAGGAAGAGAAACAACAACAGCAGCAGCAACAGCAACAGUUACAACAGCAACAGCAACAAAUGCAACAGCAACAGCUACAACAGCAACGACAAAUGAUGAUGAUGCAGCAAGGCAUGGCUGGAGGUAUGGUUGCUAAUCCUUUUGGAGGUGGAGCAGGAGGAGGAGGAGGAGGAGCUGUUUUAGAGAAAAGAGAAUCCAAUCCGUUUCUUCUGGGAGGGCACACUCCUCCUGUAACUGGACCGAUGAGACAGCAGGGUGGAGGGGGAGGAGCCUUUGGUAACUUUGGUAAUAUGGGCCCUGCUCAAAUGAUGGGAGGAGCUCAGAUGAUGGGCAGUGGACAGAUGGGCGGAGUUCAAAUGGGAGCAAACCCUCAGUUUAUGGGUGGAUCCCCAGUAAUAGGUGGAGCCCAAAUGGGAAUGCAAAUGAGUCCACAAAUGGGAGGAGCCCAGAUGGGUUACGCUCAGCAAGGUGGUAUGGUUGGUAUGGGCCAGCAGCAGUUCCCAGGAGGAGGGGGAGGGUUUGGUGUGGGGUUUGGGAUGCCUGCUGCAAGUCAGCAAGGUAUGAUGAUGGCUGGGGGCGGUCAAUGGCAGCAACAACAGGCUGUUCCUCCACAGCAGCAGGCACAGUGGGGAGGAGGCGUGUCUCCUUCUCCUGUUGGUCAUCAUCAGUUUGGUUUUGCUCCAGCAGUUCAAGGGAGUCCUCAGCUUCCUCAGCAUCAGUUUGGAGGCUUUACGUCUCAGCCAGCCUCUGCCAAUAAGCAGCAACAGCAGUUCAAUUGGAGUAGCUCUCAGACUACCCCCACUACAACUGCCCCAUCAUUUAGUGGAACGGGUUGGUGUGGAGGGUUAUCAAAACCUGCUCCUCAAGCCUCUUCAGUUCAAUCUCCAACUUCACAAACCUCAACCACACCCACUGGCUGGAGCAACAUGUUGAUGGGCUCUACCACCACUAAUGCUGGAACUGGUACGGGGUCUGCUGGCGGAUGGAAUAAUGCUGGAACCGGUACUGGGUCUGCUGGCGGUUGGAAUAGUGCUGGAACUGGUACGGGGUCUGCUGGCGGUUGGAAUAAUGCUGGAACUGGUACUGGGUCUGCUGGCGGUUGGAAUAGUGCUGGAACUGGUACGGGGUCUGGUGGCGGUUGGAAUAAUGCUGGAACUGGUACGGGGCCUGCUGGUGGAUGGAAUAGUGCUGGAACUGGUACGGGGUCUGGUGGCGGUUGGAAUAAUGCUAGUGCUGCUGGUACGGGGUCUGCUGGUGGUGGAUGGAAUGCUUCAGCUGGUUGGGGUAGUGGUGGCGGAGCCAAUCCUUUUGCUUCAACAGGAGGGUCACAGCAGCAGUCCACUAGGAAUCCCUUCAUGUGAUAUAAUUACUUAUUGCACAAGAUAUUAAUAAUAGGCUAUAAACUAGCUUCCAUUUUUACCAUUACCUCUCAAUUUUCAUUUUGUUAUUGUUAGGCAAGCAAACAAGCAAGCAGUAUUAUUAUUAUUAUUAUUAUUAUUAUUAUUAUUGUGUCGUUAUUAUAAGUUUUGUUGGUUUGUCGUUCAUUUUUAAUUUAAUGCAUUGUGGUAAUAAUUAAAGCAAUUAUUACUUGUUUAUUUAUUACUUAUUAAAUGUUAAUUACUUGGACACCUUCAUGAUUAUUAUUAUUAUUAUUACUUUUACUUGACAAAAUGAGCAAGCGAAAUAUUUGUAAAUUUUACCUCAAA
Molecule: messenger RNA, 2686 nt
Organism: Amphimedon queenslandica
Lineage: Eukaryota; Metazoa; Porifera; Demospongiae; Haplosclerida; Niphatidae
Product: arf-GAP domain and FG repeat-containing protein 1-like
Exons: 8
Coding region: 41-2341 (766 amino acids)
Cellular component (GO): membrane; cytoplasm
Molecular function (GO): GTPase activator activity
Source: RefSeq, a predicted model, not a curated record